AUGGCGGCCGCCUCCUCCAUGCUCACCGCCGCGUCGCUCUCCUUCUCCCCGCUCCCAGCCCCGCGCCUCCGCGCCGCCGCCUCCUUCGCUCCGCCGCGCCGCGCGGCAGCCGCACUCGUCGUGCGCGCGGCGGCCGCCUCGUCCAAGUCCCCGGCCGCGGAGGAGGCGGCCCCGAAGAAGAAGAGGGCGACGGGCAUCACCCAGCCGAAGCCCGUGUCGCCGGCGCUGCAGGCAAUCGUGGGCGAACCGGUUAUCCCCCGCACCGAGGCCCUCAAGCGCCUCUGGGCCUACAUCAAGGAGCGUAACCUCCAGGAUCCUUCUGACAAAAAGGUGGUCGUUUGUGAUGAGAAGCUGAAGGUCCUGUUUGCUGGGCGGGAGCGAGUUGGAUUCCUUGAGAUCGCCAAGCUUCUCAACCCUCACUUUGUGAAGUGA
Molecule: messenger RNA, 432 nt
Organism: Miscanthus lutarioriparius
Lineage: Eukaryota; Viridiplantae; Streptophyta; Magnoliopsida; Poales; Poaceae
Source: the annotation of a GenBank genome assembly